This is a messenger RNA of Spirodela intermedia, 90 nucleotides long. The record is from the annotation of a GenBank genome assembly. Lineage: Eukaryota; Viridiplantae; Streptophyta; Magnoliopsida; Alismatales; Araceae.
AUGUUUGAGGAUUAUGUGACUAGAACAAGAGUUACGAUAGGAAAGAGACACAGAGGGGAAGGACAUAUAUUCUCUAGCAAAAUAAAUUGA